AUGCCUCGAUUAGAUAACGAUAUCAAACUUGAUUUCAAAGAUGUUCUAAUCCGCCCGAAACGAUCAACAUUGAAAAGUCGAGCAGAUGUUGACUUAACACGCGACUUUGUUUUUCGUCAUAGUAAAAAAACCUAUGAUGGAAUACCAAUCAUUGCAUCGAAUAUGGAUACAGUUGGAACGUUCGAAAUGGCCAUUCAAUUGUCGAAAUUGAAAUUGUUUACAACAAUUCAUAAACAUUAUACACUCGAACAAUGGAAACAAUUCGCGGCAGAAAAUAGCGGCAUUCUUCAAAAUGUGGCAAUUUCAACUGGUAUGACAGAAAAUGAUUUCAAGAAACUACGUGAUAUCAUAAAUGCUAUUCCGGAACUUGAUUACAUUUGUGUCGAUGUGGCUAACGGUUAUUCGGAACAUUUCGUUGAAUUUGUUCGACUUGUUCGUAAGGAGUUUCCCGAUAAAACGAUAUUUGCUGGAAAUGUCGUUACAUGUGAAAUGGUUGAAGAGUUGAUUCUUAGUGGCGCAGAUAUAGUCAAAUGUGGAAUAGGACCAGGUAGUGUAUGUACAACUCGAUUGAAAACCGGUGUUGGCUAUCCGCAACUGUCAUGCAUUCUUGAAUGUGCUGAUGCUGCCCAUGGUCUUGGUGGACAUAUUGUUAGCGAUGGUGGCUGUACAAGUCCCGGUGAUGUUGCGAAAGCUUUUGGAGCUGGCGCGGAUUUUGUUAUGCUUGGUGGUAUGCUUGCUGGACAUGAUGAAAGUGGCUCCGGUGAAAUAAUUGAGCGUAAUGGACGCAAAUUCAAGCUUUUCUAUGGAAUGUCAUCGAGAACUGCCAUGGAUAAACAUUCGGGUGGUGUAGCUGAAUAUCGCGCAUCGGAAGGCAAAACAGUUGAAGUGCCCUAUCGUGGUCCUGUCAUUGGUACAGCUCAAGAUAUCCUAGGCGGUGUUCGUAGCUGUUGUACUUAUGUGGGUGCUGGCAAACUGAAAGAACUGAGUCGUCGAACAACAUUCAUUCGUGUUAGUCAACAAUUGAACGAAAUCUUUACUCCGAACACAGUUCAAGGCUGA
Molecule: messenger RNA, 1059 nt
Organism: Adineta ricciae
Lineage: Eukaryota; Metazoa; Rotifera; Eurotatoria; Adinetida; Adinetidae
Source: the annotation of a GenBank genome assembly